AUGGGGUUAAGGAAGCAUAAGAAAGAAAGGGAGAAGAGUGUCGAGAGAAAGGAAAGGAAGAAAGGGAGUCCGGCAAGCAAACAUCGAGGGAGUGACUUCGUUGUAAUCAAGGGAUUGGCUGAGCAUAAAGAUUCAUUGGGUGCGCCACUUUGCCCUUGUAGGCAUUAUGAUGACAAAGCUGCCGAGGUCAGUCAGGGCUUUUGGAACUGUCCAUGCGUUCCGAUGAGGGAGAGGAAAGAAUGUCAUUGCAUGCUCUUUCUCACUCGAGAUAACGACUUUGCUGGUCAGGAUCAGACCAGCACAUCGGAAGAAAUCAAGGAAACAACGGCCAACAUGUAACGCUUGACACUUCAAAAUUUACUUCUUAAACAGUCAUAACUUGUUUUUGGCCCCCCUAAAGAGAAGAAAAAUGAAACCGAGGUCAAAUCUAUAUGUAUACUUGUU
Molecule: messenger RNA, 444 nt
Organism: Hibiscus syriacus
Lineage: Eukaryota; Viridiplantae; Streptophyta; Magnoliopsida; Malvales; Malvaceae
Product: ferredoxin-thioredoxin reductase catalytic chain, chloroplastic-like
Exons: 6
Coding region: 1-339 (112 amino acids)
Molecular function (GO): oxidoreductase activity, acting on iron-sulfur proteins as donors
Source: RefSeq, a predicted model, not a curated record